Messenger RNA from Cuscuta epithymum, 906 nucleotides. Lineage: Eukaryota; Viridiplantae; Streptophyta; Magnoliopsida; Solanales; Convolvulaceae. The record is from the annotation of a GenBank genome assembly.
UUUUUUAGUAUUUUCAGGCUUAUAAGCCCAUUUUGGGUGCUCCAAACGGCCCCUCAGAUUUGGGCUUCAAGAGAAUGGUAUAGUGCGUUAGCCUGAGUGGCUAGUAUGUUCUUAAAAAUGACAGGCCCUCCUCCAUUCCUAAACCCGUAGCAAGCAGUGGAUCGAAAAUGAAACACUCGUCAAUCUUCAGAACCAUUUGCCACUGCACUCGUGAUGUUAAGCUCCUUUCCCGUCAUAAGCCAACCCCUGUCUACUUCCUAACACAGCAACUCUCCGGUGGUCCUUCCUUUUUUAUCCACAAUCGUUACUUCAGCGGCGAAAAUCCCAACCCUAAUUCCCCAAUUCCACAGCCAAAUUCGGAGCAAUUGGAUGCCGUGUCGUCCCUAGCCCCCGACCUCAGCAAUGAAGCGUUGAAGAAGAAGAUUGAGCGGCUCGUUGAGGGGGAUGGAGAAGCGAUUCCCGAAAUAUUUGAAGCCAUAUUAAAGAGGAAGCUAAGCGGUAAAAGUGACGAGGAAGAUGAGGAGCUGAUGAAAUAUAUUCGCAGCAAUCCUAAACCCGACCGGGAAAGCCACUUUGACUGUAGUGAUGAAGAGUUUGAUUAUAGUAGCGAAGAGGAUGACGAAUUACACUGAGUAGAAUUCUCAGAAAAAUGUUUUAUCAAUGUCGGGGUUAUUAUCUGAUCAUGAUGAUCGGCUCUUUCUCAUGCCUUGAAAAGUUCUUUGAAGUCUCUGGAUUUAUUAUUAUUUCAUGAAACAAACUACUUACGAGUAUUUUUUUUUUUUUUUUUUUUUGACUACUUACGAGUAUAUGUGAAAGGGUAUCUUUUUAGAUAUGCAAUAUUCCCUUCCUACCGAAAUGUUUUUAGAAAUGCUUUCGUUUUGAGUUGUCUCAAAUUAAUUUUCCUAC